GCCAUUUUCGGCUUGGACACCGAGAAGUUUCAAUUGUUAGAAGUGAAAUAACGUUUUAAACCGCAUUGGGAGAAUCAGCCUCUUAAGAAAAUGGGACGGAAAAAGAAGAAGCAAAUGAAACCCUGGUGUUGGUACUGCAACAGAGAUUUCGACGACGAGAAAAUUCUCAUUCAGCAUCAGAAAGCGAAACAUUUUAAAUGUCAUAUUUGUCACAAGAAAUUAUAUACCGGACCCGGGUUGGCCAUACACUGUAUGCAGGUACAUAAAGAAACUAUAGAUGGCGUUCCUAACGCAAUACCAGGAAGAACAGACAUAGAAUUGGAAAUCUAUGGGAUGGAGGGUAUUCCGGAAAAAGAUAUGCAAGAGAGAAGACGUGUACUUGAACAAAAAACACAAGAGAGCCAGAAGAAGAAACAGAACCAAGAGGACUCUGAUGAGGAGGAGGAGGAUGAAGCUGGUCCCUCAUUUCAGCAACCAGCAGCUCAAACUCCUGCCACCUACAUGCCUCCCAUGGCCCAGCCUGGCAUUCCUCCUGGACCGCGGGCACAAGGGAUGCCACCUGCCAACUACUCAGGUAUGCCUCCUAUGAUGCCAGGUGUGCCACCGAUGAUGCCAGGAAUGCCUCCUGUCAUGCCAGGCAUGCCCCCAGGGUUGGUUAUGAUGCCAAUGGGAGGAAUGAUGCCUCCUGGCCCUGGCAUGCCCCCCAUGAUGCCAGGCAUGCCCCCAGGAAUGCCGCCCCACGUAGCUCGACCUGGCAUGCCUCCCAUAGCACAGGCAGCCCCUGUCACUGCUCCAGGGAUGCCCGCAAGACCCGCAGUACCGGCUGCCAUCACCCAGUCCACCCCCACCAAACCCCUUUUCCCCAGUGCAGUGCAGAUGGGGACUGGUGUUCCAAGCACAAGCCCAGCCUCUACCAGUGCAGACACACAGUCAGCCUCCUCUAAGCCUCUGUUUCCUAGCUCGGCACAAGCUCAGCAGACGGCGUCAGGGCCGUCGUCCACCACCUCUGACCCUCCCAAAGCGACAUUCCCAGCCUACACCCAGGCCACUGCCUCUCCUGCUGCCCCCUCUAGUAGCACUGUGGCUAAACCCCCAGCCACAGUCACAAGUAAGCCUGCCACCCUUACCACAACGAGUGCUACCAGUAAGUUGAUGCACCCUGAUGAGGAUAUCUCACUGGAAGAGCGAAGGGCUCAGUUGCCUAGAUACCAACGUCUUAUCCCCAGGCCUGGUCAGGCCAGUAUAGCGGCUCCACCCAGUGGAGCAGCUAGUGGCAUGAUCACCCCCCAGCAAGGCAUGCCCCCUCAGCAGCCCGGAAUAAGGCCGCCCAUACACAGCCAGUAUGGGGCACCUCCCCAGGGCAUGCCUGGUUACAUGCCUCCCUAUGGACAGAGUGCUCCUAUGGUGCCUCCCUACCAGGGAGCACCUCCUGGACCUCCCAUGGGUAUGAGGCCACCUGUAAUGUCACCGGGGGGUCGAUACUGAAGGCUGUCGUCCCCACUAGGUUUGGAGGUUUAAAACCUUUUCUCAUCUAGUGCUUAUUAUUUAGCCAAAAUCCAGUGAGCUGUCAGUGAACAGAGGAAGAGACCUACACAUGGGACAUGACCACAUAUGACAUCACACCCAUAAGAAAAAAAAAAAAACAAAACAAACAAAAGCAAACUAAAAGUCGUAUCACUGUUGGAGUUGAUACAUGUGUGGCUUUUUCUUCUCGUGUUUCAUUCAGGUUGUACAAGUACAGUGUAUUAGACAGUGGUUCAUAAUGUUUUGCAGCUGCUGGCGUAGCAUGACAGUAUCUGCCCCCCCCCCACUCAUUAUCAAGGCAAGUUCCCUGAAAUUUGUUUUUACUCAGUAGUGAAGCCUUCACAGCACAAUUAAGUGCUGUUGGACUUUGUGUCCCCAACAUAUGCUUGGUGAGGGCUUCAAAAUAUGACUGUUUCAUGUUUUUGUUUUUUUUUUUGUUUUGUUUUUUUGUGUGUGUUGCAUCCUUAAAUUCAGGUUUAAAGAGCACAAGGGUAAAUAUGUGAAUCUCUGUACUUUUUUUGGACUAUGGACUGUA
Chanos chanos (milkfish) is the source of this 2059-nucleotide messenger RNA. RefSeq names its product zinc finger protein 207, b (gene znf207b). The record is from RefSeq and is a predicted model, not a curated record. Bases 91 to 1485 code for a protein of 464 amino acids. The transcript is spliced from 11 exons. Lineage: Eukaryota; Metazoa; Chordata; Actinopteri; Gonorynchiformes; Chanidae. Gene Ontology annotation, molecular function: microtubule binding. Gene Ontology annotation, cellular component: nucleus; spindle matrix; kinetochore. Gene Ontology annotation, biological process: mitotic spindle assembly; attachment of spindle microtubules to kinetochore; mitotic spindle assembly checkpoint signaling.